Besnoitia besnoiti is the source of this 1242-nucleotide messenger RNA. RefSeq names its product enoyl-acyl carrier reductase ENR. Lineage: Eukaryota; Apicomplexa; Conoidasida; Eucoccidiorida; Sarcocystidae. Gene Ontology annotation, molecular function: enoyl-[acyl-carrier-protein] reductase (NADH) activity. Bases 1 to 1242 code for a protein of 413 amino acids. Gene Ontology annotation, biological process: fatty acid biosynthetic process. The record is from RefSeq and is a predicted model, not a curated record. The transcript has 6 exons.
AUGACUAUUUUGGCGCCCCUCUUGAUCAGCGCCGCCGUGGCGAGCAACUUGGGCCGUCUCGGACCCGUGGUGGCCUCUGCAUUCACGAUACCGAGUGGCUCGAGUCGCUCGACUCUGUCGAUGUCUUCUAUGGAUUAUCGGCCUUCGUGGACGCCUGCUCUCUCACCACGUGCUUCCAGGCUGCAAGAUGAGCCUGCAGUGAUGGCGCGCUCUGCAUUUGCCGCUACGGCGGCCGACGCUGCAGACUCCUUGGGAACAACACAAGGAACGGCAGGCGUCGCAGGGGGUUUUCACACAGCCCACCUGGCGGUCCCGAUCAAUCUCGCUGGAAAGACGGCCUUCGUCGCGGGCGUCGCGGAUAGCCACGGGUAUGGAUGGUCCAUCGCGAAGCAGCUCGCCAGCGCCGGAGCGCGUGUGGCCCUGGGAACGUGGCCUCCAGUUCUCGGGCUCUUCCAGAAGUCUCUUCAGACUGGAAGACUCGAUGACGAUAGGAGACUGCCCGAUGGGUCGCUCCUCGAAUUCGCAGGCAUAUAUGCGCUCGACGCCGCCUUCGACCGCCCCGAGGAUGUGCCUGCAGACGUGAAGGAGAAUAAACGGUACGCAGGCCUCGACGGAUACACCAUCGCCGAGGUGGCACAGAAAGUUAAAAACGACCUGGGCGAAAUCGACAUUCUCGUGCAUUCUCUUGCCAAUGGACCGGAGGUGACCAAGCCCCUUCUCGAAACCAGCCGGAAAGGCUACCUGGCGGCGUCGAGCAACAGCGCGUAUUCCUUCGUUUCGCUUCUUCAGCAUUUCGGCCCAAUCAUGAAACAGGGCGGCAGCGCGGUCACUCUCUCCUAUUUGGCUGCUGAGCGCGUAAUCCCAGGCUAUGGAGGCGGCAUGAGCAGCGCCAAAGCAGCUCUGGAAUCUGACACUCGCACGCUGGCGUGGGAGGCAGGCCAGAAGUACGGGGUGCGAGUCAAUGCAAUCAGCGCCGGUCCUCUGAAGAGCCGCGCUGCCAGUGCGAUCGGCAAAGAUGGCGAAAGGAGCUUUAUUGACUAUGCCAUCGAGUACUCGUACAACAACGCCCCUCUGAGAAGACACUUGUACAGUGACGACGUCGGCGGCGCUGCCUUAUUCCUCCUAUCUCCCAUGGCGCAAGCAGUGAGCGGGGUGACUCUGUACGUGGACAAUGGCUUGCACGCCAUGGGGCAGGCCGUGGAUUCCAGGUCGAUGCCACCUCCGCGCACAUCUCCUCAGUAA